GUCAAAAUCUGUUUCGAGAUUGAGAGAUCUGUGCCGUAUCUUCUCCUCGUCCAUGGUUGAUCUUAUGAUCUUCUAAGCRAAAAACAUACCAACACCUGUAUUAGUCAGUUUUCUGCUAGUUUCAUUCUUACAACCGAAAGGAAAUCUAUCUACCAUGUCAUCGUCCUCUAGGGAACUGCUAAAAAUAUAUUCUCUUGAAGAUAUCGAGAAGAUCGUGUCUACGACUGAAUUCCGAAACAAGCUAAUCAAUGGGAUCAAAGAAGGAUUUGUUUCUUUGGAAAAGGGUGAAUUCUUUGCGGCUCCAAUACAAACACUUGGUUUGCCACCUUUUCCAUUUCUAGAGGUGACCGAUUAUGCAGCUCAGACUUGUGUAAAAUCGGGUUACUUCAAAGGUCGUGACCAUUAUGUGAUCAAGGUGAGUUGUCACAUCCAGAUCGGUCGAGGGUGGGAAGAAGAUACGAGAACUUAAACGGGAAUGCAAAAAAAAAACCCGUCUAUUCGUUGAAUUGCAACCUCAGGUAUCGAUAUUCAUCYUUUGCUUACACCCAAAGGUUGCAAGUGGAGGCCACCCCAUGCCGAGUAAGUCACAACGCAAUUAGCACUGUUCUACCAUCACACUUUUGUUUCCGACGUUUUCAACAUUGAAAAGAAAAAAUUAACUUUAAUGUCCAUUGGUGAUUUUGCUAUAAAAUACAGACAGCGGCCUCAUGCAAGUUUAUUCACAAAAGA
Messenger RNA from Pseudo-nitzschia multistriata, 729 nucleotides. The record is from the annotation of a GenBank genome assembly. NCBI's taxonomy places the organism in Eukaryota, Bacillariophyta, Bacillariophyceae, Bacillariales, Bacillariaceae.